CUUUUCUUUCCUGUUGGAUGAUGCAUGAGGAUGAUGAGUCUUAGCAAGUCCACGAGCCUCCCGGACUGGAGGCUCUUCUUGGCCGGGACGUGUUUUUUUGCUGCUGGCGCGUUGACGGCGAGGCUCUUCGGCAGCUCCCACGAAAGCUACAUAUACCGUUCACCACGGUCGACAUUGUUACCCAGAUUGUCCGAUGCCGAGAAAGGAGAGUUACCCUACCCGCCCGACGUCUUACCGGGGGCGAGAGACGUCGACACUCCCUACGGCUCGAUCAGGGUCUACGAGUUCGGCCCGGAGGACGGACGCAAGGUACUUCUCGUCCACGGCAUCAGCACGCCCGCCGUGAGCCUGGGCGCGGUCGCCAACGCACUCGUGGACAAGCACGGCUGUCGGGUCAUGCUGUUUGAUCUUUUCGGAAGGGGCUAUUCCGACACCGCCAACGACGUCCGACACGACGUCAGAUUGUUCACGACGCAGAUCCUGCUGGUCCUGGCGUCUUCACCACUCUCCUGGACGGGCAAGGGCUCCGGCAAGUUUGCGCUCGUCGGGUACUCCCUCGGCGGCGGCAUAGCCACGACCUUCACUUCGUACUUUGGCGAUCUCGUCGACAGUCUCAUCCUGUUUGCCCCAGCCGGAUUACUCCGACCUUACCACAUCAGCCGCCAGAGUCGGAUCAUCUACUCCGAGGGCAUCAUCCCGGAGACCCUGCUACAGCGUCUCGUGAAGCGACGACUUCGUACGCCUCUGGCACCCCCUCCACCGCCGGAGGAAGGUUCGGACAAGACCACCGCCGCCAGAACAAACGUCGUCGCCGUUGACGCGACUCAAGCCGUCCAGGCGGAGGUCAACAUCGAAUCCAACUCUCGGGCGAUCAUAUCGAAAGCCCGUCCUCAUGUCACGGUGGAGAAGGCGGUCAGUCACCAGCUCGACAAUCACCCUGGGUUCGUGCCAGCCUUCAUUUCGAGCAUCCGACACGGGCCCAUAAGGACCGAGCAUGACCGUUGGCGUAUCGUGGGCGAACGUCUGCGGCGACAAAACAAGCAAGAAGAAGGGGAAGGAGGAGGCAAGCAGAAAAAGGUUCUCAUCGUCCUCGGAGCCAAGGACCCCAUCAUCAUCAGGCAAGAGGUCGAGGAAGACGCCACCGCCCUGUUGGGACCUGAGAAUGUCGAGUUUGCAGUCUUUGACGCGGCCCAUGAUGUGCCAAUCGUCAUGGGCAGUCAAGUAGUGGACUCCAUACUUGACUUUUGGAAAAGGACCGAUUAG
Molecule: messenger RNA, 1263 nt
Organism: Exophiala oligosperma
Lineage: Eukaryota; Fungi; Ascomycota; Eurotiomycetes; Chaetothyriales; Herpotrichiellaceae
Exons: 1
Coding region: 25-1263 (412 amino acids)
Source: RefSeq, a predicted model, not a curated record